AAAGUUACGUAGACAGCAUAAGUGUUACUAGUGUUUAAGAAGCGGUGGCCCGUCCUUGUUCCGUGCACAAGAGUGUGAACUUUCACUUCAUUUCGAGAACAGCCGUAUCGCCAUAAUCAGUGUUGUUUUGGCGUUGAACACCAUCUUGCUCAAAAAAGGCGCCAGCUGCGAGAGUUAUAUUUUUAUUUAUGUUUAUAACUUUUUGUAUUAUUAGGCGGACAUACGAAAGUAGUUUGUGACUGUUAGGGUAUUUACUAAAAAUAUUCUUAUCAUAUUUAGAUAGUAGCUAAAUCCUCGGCAGUUGUGGCUUAUCUCAGACAUUGGUCUUUAUAGGUUAAUGAUUCAAAUGCCCUAAGGUUUUAACUUUGAUGAAUCAAUAUUAUGUAUAAGAGCAAACAUUUAUAACAGUUAAAAAAUAGUAUUUCGUUUAUUUAUCCCAGCUCCGCCAAGAAUCCCAGAUCUUAAAAAAAUUACAUACUAUGUACGAUUUAUUUUUUUGAAAGCAGGUUUAAUUUUAGUCUUCAACGCAACUCUGAACCAAAUCUACGGGUACAACGAGAGAAGAAAUAACACUUCUAACAUACUGUUUUUGUUUAGUGUGUUUAGCUGCUUGGAUGUCUCCGCACGAAAGACAAUGACGUAUUCGAGUGGAGAUGGGGGAACGGCAGGAUCCUCUAACGAAGUGAUCCUGAGGGAUCCACCAACAGAUGGAAUUUCCGCAGUAAAAUUUGGCCAAACCUCCAACCAGUUUUUGGUUGCUUCCUCAUGGGAUGGUUUUAUUCGCUUGUAUGAUAUACAAGGCGAGACUCGUUGUAGAGCGAAGUUUGAUCUCGGCGGACCGGUUCUCGAUACCUGUUUUCAGGGAAGCAGCCAUGUAUGGAGCGCUGGAGUACAUCGCAGUGUUCGCUUGUUUGACAUUAACCAAGGUACAGAGCUUAAGGCAGGGUCUCACGAGGACACCGUAAGAUGCAUCGAAUACGCGUCAGAUGUGUCGCAGAUUGUCAGUGGCGGGUGGGACGGAGCCGUGAAGCUCUGGGAUCCGCGAAAACCUAUCGGCCCAAUUAGCUCGCAUUCACAGGACAAUAAAGUCUAUGCGAUAGCCAUUGCUGGUGAGCGAAUCAUCGUGGGAACUGCCAAUAGAAAAGUAUUAAUCUGGGACUUAAGAAACAUGGCGUUUGUACUACAGAAACGAGACUCGUCGCUUAAAUUCCAAACAAGAGCAAUAAAGGCUUUUCCGGAUAAAACAGGAUAUGUGUUAUCAUCGAUUGAGGGUCGAGUUGCUGUCGAGUAUCUUGAUCCGUCGCCUGAAGCUCAGAAAAAGAAAUACGCAUUUAAAUGCCACAGAAUGAAGGACCCAUCGACCAAAAUCGAGCAUAUCUACCCGGUAAAUGCUAUUGCUUUUCACACGGUGCACGGGACGUUUGCUACUGGUGGCAGUGAUGGUUUCGUCAACGUUUGGGACGGGCGUAACAAAAAACGACUUUGUCAAUUUCAUAAAUUUCCUACGUCAAUUUCGUCGCUUGCAUUUUCACCCGAUGGAAGCGCACUUGCUAUCGCGGCAAGCUUCCAGCAUGAGUACCGUCUGGAACAGAAUCAACAGCCACCUGCUGACCAGAUUUACAUUCGACACGUGACGGAUCAAGAGACAAAGCCCAAAUAAGAACAAUUCAAGUUUCCAAAGCGAUACACCGGAACUUGGCUAUGAUGAUGAUGAUUAUUAUACGACUAGAUGAGCGACGUUAAACAAGAUAAUGUUGACGUGAAGGGAGAACAGACGAGGCCAAAAACAUGAGGUGGCGAUGCGAGCGGGGUUCCUUUAAAAUUUUAGAAGCAGAGCCAAUUAUAAAUUCGUUUGUAAUGUAUGGAGAGGUGUGAUUUCGGGGUGAGAUUUGUAUAGUCUAAAAUUCUUUGAAGUUAAGGAGGAAAAGAGGAUAGUUCGUAGGGAAUCAUUGAAUAGCCCUUGCUGGAAACACUCUUAAUGCAUGAGACUCUGUAUAUUUAAAAUGUGUCGUCGAAGAAGGUAUUCAUGAGGUGAGAUUCCCAUGAAUUAUAUGAAUGAGUUUUGUCGACUACUGGUGUAGAAAUGGGCAUUGUGGGACAAAAGAGCUCAAGCCGUAAUAUAAGAAAAUUUGAGGCAACUUAAAGCGUCUUGCGAAUACUUUUUACGAGGUUACGAGUUUUGUAAUGUAUUCCUCACCGUGACACUGUAUGCAUGACCGUGAUGGAUAUGCUAACAUAAAACGCCUAGAUAAUGAUGUUCUAAGAACUCUAAAAGUGAGUAUAAAGCGACAUUUUCAAGUAAGCAUUUUUAUUGUUUUCGUUUUAAGGCUUGCCUUUCUUUGGAAAGCUGUUAGUUUUAUAGAAUACAGUGGAGUAGUUUUGUGGCCCGCAAAAAGCUACCAAAGUAUUUGACGACUAGGUAAGUUGCAUAUUAGGUUAUUUCAAGUCAUAUAGCAGUUUUAUCAUUCUAUAAAGUUGUUAUAAUUAUGACGACAAGGGCCAAAAAUCGACACCUACAUUCGAGUCCUUGGAUGCUAACGAGCUAUUAAACAAAAGCAAACGAGACGACAGCGUAUACAGGCAAAACAAAGAGGUUGACCAAAUACAACCAUACAGAAUGUAUGACGUGCUUUGCUGAAAAGAAGUAAUAAAAAAACUUGUAUAACAUGAUUAUGGGAAA
Messenger RNA from Varroa destructor (honeybee mite), 2680 nucleotides. RefSeq names its product mitotic checkpoint protein Bub3 (gene Bub3). Gene Ontology annotation, molecular function: protein binding. The record is from RefSeq and is a predicted model, not a curated record. NCBI's taxonomy places the organism in Eukaryota, Metazoa, Arthropoda, Arachnida, Mesostigmata, Varroidae.